Molecule: messenger RNA, 2131 nt
Organism: Salvia splendens (bonfire salvia)
Lineage: Eukaryota; Viridiplantae; Streptophyta; Magnoliopsida; Lamiales; Lamiaceae
Product: light-sensor Protein kinase
Exons: 2
Coding region: 125-2020 (631 amino acids)
Biological process (GO): protein phosphorylation
Molecular function (GO): protein serine/threonine kinase activity; ATP binding
Source: RefSeq, a predicted model, not a curated record
CCAACUCAAAUCCAUCCAAGAGAAGAAAGAUUUUCUCUUGGAUCCAUCUUCCUCACAAUCAAUCAUCAAAUUCAUUGCAUCAACAUUGUUGCAUGCCAAAUUCAUCAAAUUUAAAUUUGAAGAAAUGGAGCAAUUCCGACAAAUAGGAGAGGUUGUGGGAAGCUUGAACGCAUUAAUGGUGUUCCAAAACAACCUCUGCAACCGCAAGCAAUGCUCUCUCCUGGUAGACAUGCUCUCCCACGGCUACGCCACGAUUGCAGAGAUGAUGAAAACCAACCUCAAAUACAAGGAGCGGAAUUCGAAAUGGAAGGCGAUGGAGCAGCCGUUGAAGGAGCUUCUCCGAGUGUACAAGGAAUGCGAAUCCUACGUCAAGACUUCCCUCGACACAAGGGAUUUCCUGGCCAAAUCCAUCACAUUGUAUCACAACUCCGACUGCGUCCAUCUCCACAUUCACAACCUCCUCUCCUGCCUCCCCGCCGCCCUCGAGUCCAUCGAAUUGGCCGGCCACGUCGCCGGCAACGACCAGGAAGAUAUGCAGCGGAAGAAAACUGUCUCCGCUUUCAAAUACAACCGAGGAUUGAACGAUCCGAGGCUCUUCCAGUUGAUGUUCGGACAUAGCUAUUUAGUGUCUCAUGAUUUCUGCGCCAGGAUGGAGUCUGUCUUCGCCGAGGACAGGCUGUUCAUUCUCAAGAAUGUUCGGGAUCGUGGCUCGGGGUUGAAGAUCUCCGAUGCCCUGCUUCCCAGCGCGAUCCUCCUGAACGCCAAGGACUACAGGGUUCGGAGGAGGCUCGGGGCCGGGAAGCAGUUCAAGGAGAUUCAGUGGCUUGGGGAGAGCUUCGCUCUUCGCCAUUUCCACGCGGAGGCCGGGGCUGUGGAGAAGGAGAUCGCGGCCGAUAUCGGCCUCUCCCAUCCCAACAUAAUGCACACUCUGUGUGGCUUCUUUGAUGAGGGCAAGAAGGAGUAUUAUUUGGUCAUGGAGUUGAUGCAUAAGGACCUCUCCACUUAUAUCAAGGAGCUUUGUGGGGCCAAGAAACGGGUCGUCCCGUUUUCCAUCCCUGCAGCCGCCGACCUGAUGCUGCAGGUGGCGAGAGGGAUGGAGUAUCUGCACUCGAGAAAAAUCCCACAUGGAGAGCUCAAUCCCUCCAACAUCCUGAUCAGGACGGAAGGGGUCAUCCAGGCCAAGAUUGCAGGUUUUGGCCUGGAUGCCUCUGUCCGCAGGCUCACUCAGAGUGGGCCUGCGGAUUCAGGGCAGCUGUCGUAUAUCUGGCAUGCGCCCGAGGUUUUAGGUCAGGAGGCAAUGACAGAGGGGAGUAGUGUUGAGAAAUGUGAUGUGUAUAGUUUCGGGAUGGUGUGUUUUGAGAUGUUGACGGGGAAGGUGCCGUUUGAGGAUGCUCAUCUGCAAGGGGAUAAGAUGAGCAGGAACAUUAGGGCAGGGGAGAGGCCGUUGUUCCCGUCUCAUACGCCAAAGUUCUUGACGAAUCUGAUCAAGAAAUGUUGGCAUACGGAGCCAGGACAGAGGCCUAGUUUCUCGUCGAUAUGUAGGAUGAUGCGCUACACGAAGCGUUUCUUGGCUAUGAAUCCCGAGUAUGAGCAGCAGGAGGAAGCGGCGCCUCUGUCUCCAUUGGACUUCAGUGAGGUGGAGACGGCCUUCGUGGCAAGGUGUGUGGGUGGUGCGGAUAAGCAUCAAAUGGUGUGGCAGAUACCGUACGAGAUUUUUGGUUACAGGAUUGCUGAGAGGGAGAGUGAGACGGAGUCUGGUAGCGAUGGGGUCGAAGAGACGGCGGCUGCAUUGGUGGUGGAAGAGAAGAGAAUGAGGCCAGUGCCUUCCAUGGACAAUGUGGCUACCAAACUCUCAACAUUAAGCAAGUCUUUGGAUAUCAAGAAGAAGCUUGCAGGGACGGCGACGGCGAGGGCAAGAAUGGUGAGGCCGCCGCAGUCGCCGGUAGGGCGGCCGGUGAGGAUUAAUUCAGAUAGCAAACUUGUUACAAGAAAGAAAAGUCGGACGGAUCAAGAGAGCUAAUUUCAUCGCAAUGUGUAGCUAAUAAUCUAGCAAGAUAUACUAUGAUUUGUAUAAUUGUAUCGUAUAUUAAGUUUUGUGACAGUCUAAAUUUACCAACGAUCUGAGUCGAAG